Molecule: messenger RNA, 747 nt
Organism: Drosophila grimshawi
Lineage: Eukaryota; Metazoa; Arthropoda; Insecta; Diptera; Drosophilidae
Exons: 3
Coding region: 1-747 (248 amino acids)
Source: RefSeq, a predicted model, not a curated record
AUGACACAUAUACGGCUGAUGUGGCUAAUAGCACUUAGUUUGGCUCAUUUGACUGUUAUUUUAGCCUACAACGAAAGCCAUAGCUAUGAAAGUGAUCUGCUGGUGCGGAAGGCACGCUGGCUGCCCCUCAUCUAUCCGCGUUCCCGCCCCGCCAGAUUCAAAUUUAUAGCUGGCUUUGGUAUACCAGUGGAUGAUCUCGACAUUGAGUCCAUUACAACUGGCUAUGUGUUCAAGGCCCACUAUUUGUUGCCCAAUAAGGCCAAGCACCUUCGCACAAAGGAGUUCCAGGACAUAACAGACCGAAUGCUCAUGGAUAAUGCGACAAUAUUUCAGCAUGUCAUGCAAAAAACUGAUCAAGAACUGGGCCUUGCCUCAAGAGAUGUGGAAGACACCGCACAGGAGCUAAACGGAUAUCGCUGGUCCAUUUACAAAAGUUUCGAGACGAUGGCUCUGCGCAUGCAUCUCAAUGGACGGCAGUGUAUUUUAAAGAGUAUCUGCGAGAGCUCAGCAGCUCCAUUUGAUGAACGCAACGGUCUGCUGGGGGAUCUGUUGCACAUAUUGCUGACUCCUUCCAGCUCAAAAGAUGCCCUGUCGGAGCAUACGGAUAACGAUUAUCUGCAGGCCGAACGCUUGGGACACGCGGGUGCCGAUUGUGAUAAGGUUUAUGUAAAGUGUCCAAAAUCACUCUUGGAGCAUUUCUCUGAUGUGCAUCAUUUGGGUAGUGAAUUUCUUAAGAUGUUGGGUUAA